AAAAGUCUGAAGAAGGGUUUUUAAACAAUACCGUUUUUGUUCGAGUUUAAUGACGGAGAAGAAUCCCUAAAACCCUAAAGUCCUAAACUUCGAUUCCCGCCUCUCGCAGAGCCACCCUAACAGCAACACAGAGACACAGUUCAUGCAAGUAACGUAGCUGUUCCACUUCCCCAACACCUAAACAACACGAUGAACUUCAGGUUCCAGAACCUUCUGGGGGCUCCCUACAGGGGGGGCAACGCCGUCAUUUCUAACAACACCCUGCUACUCUCACCCAUCGGUAACCGCGUCGCCGUCACCGACCUCCUCAAGUCCGAAACCACCACCCUCCCAUUCCAAUCCUCUUCCAACGUCUCCCGCAUCGCCGUCUCCCCCGACGCCACCUUCCUCCUCGCCGUCGAUGACCGCAACCGUUGCCUCUUCAUCAACCUCCGCCGUCGCACCCUUCUCCACCGCAUAACCUUCAAGCACCGCGUCGCUGCCGUCAAGUUCAGCCCCGACGGUGCCCUCAUCGCCGUCGCUGCCGGCAAGCUCGUCCAGAUCUGGCGUUCACCGGCGUUUCGCAAGGAGUACUUUCCCUUCGAGUUGAUUCGGACCUUCACCGAUUUCACCGCCAAAGUCACCUCAUUGGACUGGAGCCCUGACUCAAAGUACUUGAUCGUCGGGUCCAAGGACUUAACCGCGAGAAUCUUGUGCUUGAAGAAAUCGAAUAAAAGUGUUAAGAACAGGCCUUUCAUGUUUCUGGGGCACAGGGAUUCGGUUAUAGGAUCGUUCUUUGGUGUUGAUUCGAAAACUAGUAAGGUUUGUAAGGCUUAUACGAUCACUAGGGAUUGCUAUUUGUUUAGCUGGGGGUUUACUCGUGAUGAAAAUGGUGAUGGUGAUGAUGAUGGAUUGGAGCCACCAUCACCGGGGACGCCGGACAGGGACGUGGAAGGGAAUUUGGAGAUUAGUGAGAGUGGGAAUGCGAAGAAGAGAAAGAAUUGUGAUGUUGAGGAUGAUGGAGAGGAUUACUUGAGCAGAGGGAAGUGGGAGUUACUGAGGAAGGACAGUUUUGUGCAGGCGCCGGCGAAGGUAACAGCAUGUGAUUAUCAUAGAGGGAUGGACAUGGUGGUUGUUGGAUUUUCUAGUGGUGUGUUUGGGUUGUAUCAGAUGCCAGAUUUUGUGUGCAUUCAUUUGUUGUCUAUAUCAAGGGAGAAGAUCUCCACUGCGGUGUUUAAUGAGCUUGGGAAUUGGUUGACCUUUGGCUGCGCAAAAUUGGGCCAGCUGCUUGUGUGGGAGUGGCGGUCUGAGAGCUACAUUUUGAAGCAGCAGGGACACUACUUUGAUGUGAAUUGCGUUGCAUAUUCAUCAGACUCGCAGCUCCUUGCUACUGGAGCAGAUGAUAAUAAAGUGAAGGUGUGGACUCUUUCCUCAGGCUUUUGUUUUGUUACAUUUUCUGAGCACAGCAAUGCUGUCACGGCUCUACAUUUUAUGGCAAGUAACAAUUGCCUGCUUAGUGCAUCACUUGAUGGGACCAUUCGUGCAUGGGAUUUGUUACGUUACCGGAAUUUUAGGACAUUCACAACCCCUUCUUCUAGGCAGUUUGUUUCCCUGACAGCUGAUCAAAGUGGUGAAGUGAUUUGUGCAGGGACUUCAGAUUCCUUUGAGAUUUUUGUUUGGUCGAUGAGAACGGGCCGCUUGUUGGACGUGCUUAGUGGUCACGGAGCUCCUGUUCAUGGGCUGAUAUUUUCUCCCACAAAUGCUGUCUUGGCUUCAUCAUCAUAUGACAAAACUGUUCGGUUGUGGGAUGUCUUUGAUGGGAAAGGAGCAGUUGAAACAUUUCCUCACACACAUGAUGUUCUUACAGUAGUUUAUCGUCCAGAUGGAAAGCAGUUAGCUUGCAGUACAUUAGAUGGGCAAAUUCAUUUUUGGGAUCCAAUAGAUGGUUUGCUGAUGUACACCAUAGAAGGUUCUAGAGAUAUUGCUGGUGGGCGUCUUAUGACUGACCGUAGAUCAGCUGCUAACUCAACUUCGGGGAAGUACUUCACAACCUUGUGUUAUUCAGCUGAUGGAAGCUACAUAUUGGCUGGGGGGAGUAGCAGAUACAUCUGUAUGUAUGAUGUUGGAGAUCAGGUAUUGCUGCGACGUUUCCAGAUAACUCACAAUCUUUCAUUAGAUGGAGUGCUUGACAUUUUAAACUCAAAGAAUAUGACAGAAGCUGGUCCACUAGAUUUGAUUGAUGAUGACAACAGUGACAUUGAAGAAGGUGUUGACAAACAAACCCGAGGAAAAAUAGGUCUAGACUUACCAGGAUCUAUGCCUAAUCGAGGAAGACCUAUUAUUCAAACAAAAUGCCUGAGAAUUGCACCUACAGGUCGGAGUUUUGUUGCAGCAACAACUGAGGGAGUUUUGGUUUAUUCUGUUGAUGAAUCAUUCAUAUUUGAUCCAACUGAUCUAGACAUAAAUGUCACACCAGAGGCUGUUGAUGAAGCUCUUAGUGAAAAUCAACCAAGUAGAGCUUUGAUCCUUAGCCUUCGCCUAAAUGAAGAUUCUUUUAUUAAAAAAUGUAUUUUCGCGGUUUCUCCGACAGAUAUUCCGGCAGUUGCCACAUCAAUCCCUUACAAAUAUAUCCAGCGAUUAGUUGAUGCACUUGCAGAUCUUCUAGAAAAUUGCCCGCAUUUGGAAUUUAUACUUAGAUGGUGUCAGGAGCUCUGCAAAGCCCAUGGGAAUUCUAUUCAGCGGAACUCAAGAAAUCUGCUCCCAUCACUAAAAUCUUUGCAGAAAGCAAUCACUAGAAUACAUCAAGAUCUAGCUGAUACAUGCUCCUCCAAUGAAUAUAUGCUGCGAUAUUUAUGUUCUUCUGGUGCCAAGAAAGACUGUUAACAAUUCACAAGUUGGAUUUUGGCAGCCUUGCGCAGGAAACAUUGUCCAACCUGAUUGUAUUAUUUUAAUGUGGUACCUGCGGAGCAUCAUCCACCUGCUCCAACUGGCAGUCUCUGAAGAAUCGAGCUGGAUUUUGAUAGCACUCUUGCCUCCUACUGUUUCCAAAGGAAUUUAUCCUUGAAUGAAGGUUCAAUUUUCUGGAAGGCGUGGCAUCCGCCAGGUUUGCCUCAUGCCCUACUUGCAACUCAACGAAGACAUCUUGAUAGUUACGCCCUACAGUGACAUUUCUUUGUAAUGCAGUUGUUAACAGACUGCAGAGGUUGAGAUUCCUUCUUGAUAUACCCAGCAGUGUGUUUUGAAUCAAUUAUUUGGGGAAUUAAUUGAUGAAAAAUGUUAGAUAGAUUUUUGUUUUGUUAGAUUUUUGCCAAAAUGAUGACUUGUAUUUGUGUCACUCUUGGAUUCGUAAGUUGCGUCUUUACCACAUUAUUUUGUCUAGCAAACCUUCCCUCUGGGUUGUACCAAAAUUCUGACACUUUUGGUGUCGAGUACAUUGUUACAAUCUAUACUUAAUAUAAAGCAAGCUUCUUUCUU
Abrus precatorius (Indian licorice) is the source of this 3453-nucleotide messenger RNA. RefSeq names its product periodic tryptophan protein 2. The transcript is spliced from 7 exons. NCBI's taxonomy places the organism in Eukaryota, Viridiplantae, Streptophyta, Magnoliopsida, Fabales, Fabaceae. Gene Ontology annotation, molecular function: protein binding. Gene Ontology annotation, biological process: maturation of SSU-rRNA from tricistronic rRNA transcript (SSU-rRNA, 5.8S rRNA, LSU-rRNA); ribosomal small subunit assembly. The coding region runs from base 190 to 2862 and encodes 890 amino acids. Gene Ontology annotation, cellular component: small-subunit processome; Pwp2p-containing subcomplex of 90S preribosome. The record is from RefSeq and is a predicted model, not a curated record.